AUGUCUCUCCGUACCCUACUCAUCGCCGGUCUCGCGACCUCCGCUUCGGCGGCCAAGCUCCUCGUUGGCGGCUACGGUCCUACCAGCGCCACCAACGCUAAUGGUUACCUCGACACGCUCGACUACACCAACGGGGCUCUCAAGAAGACAUCUGAGAACACCGAGGCUGGCCCCCAGCCCUCCUGGAUCGACCUUGGCUUAAAGGGAAAGGCCAUCGUCGUUGACGAGGCCUGGAACACCCCGGACACCUCUUCACUGCACACCUUCGAUCUGAACAGCGACGGAAGCCUUAAGCACACCGCAGUCGUAGGCAUUCCCCGAGGUGGCCCGGUAGCUACCCAGCUUUACAACUCCAACAAGAACCUCGCCAUCGCCCACUAUGGCGGCCACGGUAUCACCACCUUCAACGUUGUGAACGGUACCUUCGAGCUCCUCCAGAACAUCGGCUACGCGAACACGACACAUGGCCCCAAGCCCCAACAGGCGGAUGGCUCCCACGUCCACCACUCGGUCCUCGACCCGACCGGUCAGUACGUGAUCUUCCCUGACCUCGGUCUGGACGUCACCCACGUCUUCUGCAUCGACGCCUCCACCGGCAACCUCACCGAGCACGCCGAGCUCAAGGCUCCCUCGGGCUAUGGCCCCCGCCACGCCGCCUUCUGGAAGUCUGGCAACAAGACCUACCUUUUCGUAAUCCACGAGAUCGCCUCCAAAAUCAUCUCGUACGAAGUCACCUACGUCCGCUCCGGCGGUCUCACCUUCAAGCAGAUGGACGAACAGUCCACGUACGGACCCACUGCCGACCCCGCCGUAACCCAGUACGGUGCUGCCGCCGAGAUCGCCGUCUCCCCAGACAACAAGUUCCUCGUCGCCUCCAACCGCAACGUCACCCUCCAGCAGGUGCCCAACGUCGACCCCUCCAAUAGCACCCAGAUCGACUCUAAUUCCAUCGCUACCUUCAAGCCCAGCUCCAACGGCAAGCUCUCGUUUGUCCAGCUCGCUCCUUCUGGUGGCCUUUUCCCCCGCCACUUCGAGCUCAGCAAGGACGGCAGCCAGAUCGCCGUCGCUAACCAGAACUCCGGCAACGUCCGCAUCUACACGCGUGACGUUGCAUCUGGAAAGAUUGGCGCGCAGCAGGCGGCUAUUGCUGUGCCGGGACAGCCUAACAACGUGCGCUGGUUGUAG
Messenger RNA from Didymosphaeria variabile, 1185 nucleotides. RefSeq lists its product as uncharacterized. The record is from RefSeq and is a predicted model, not a curated record. NCBI's taxonomy places the organism in Eukaryota, Fungi, Ascomycota, Dothideomycetes, Pleosporales, Didymosphaeriaceae. Gene Ontology annotation, molecular function: 6-phosphogluconolactonase activity; protein binding. Bases 1 to 1185 code for a protein of 394 amino acids. The transcript has a single exon.